AUUUUAGUUAUACUUUUUUAUUUAAAUAAAACCAUUAAUCUUUAAAAUUUAAUUAAACUGUUUUAAUUUAAAUACGGAGUUGUUAAAAAUAUUGACGUUAUGACAAUUUAUAUAUACCCCAUUAUAAGAAAAUAAAAAUAUUGGCCGUUGUCGUCGACAGAAUGAACAGAGAAGAUCACAAGAAGACCGACCACGAUUCCCACUUCUCCGAAUGGAAGCUUCUCAUUUGUCCUCAUGACUGGAAAAAUGGGAAAGGAGGAGCGGUGACCAGAUACAGGUUUGAAAAUCUUCCGAAAAGUUCAGGUCCAGGAAUCUAUGAGCUUGCGGUGUGUAAACUGCCGAGUAGGGACCGCCGUGGCAAGCUUGAACCUGAUAGGGUGGUUUAUGUUGGGGAGGCUGAAAAUAUAAGAGCAAGACUCCAACAAUAUGGCCGUGAUGGUACUCAUCUCUGUCGAAAAAAUGGAUUUGGUGAAAAAGGAUGUCCUUCGUUUGAUAAAAUUUUUGCAAGGGGUUGCUCUAUUAUCUACAGAUGGGCUCGUAUGAAAAGUAAGGCAGCAGCUCAAAGAACUGAAGCUCAACUUCUUGAAAAAUUCGAUUAUGCAUGGAAUAAAGGUUCUAAUGGUGCACGUCGCCACAAUGAUAUCCUUCGGAAACUAGAUAAACAUGUAUCCAACAAAAAACAUUUGCCCAUCAAAAUCAAAUCAAACAAGCAAGUAAAUGGAAGAUGCCGGAGCCACUUAAAUUAUGGCGGGGACGGCGGUAGCAGUUUUACUCCACGAUGGUUGGACCACGGUGGUGGUGGUGGUGAUUUUACAUCCAUUUGUGGAGCACCCACUUGCGAUGGUGCUCCUUGUGAGAGACCGGUUAAUGGAAAUGGAAGAUGUUGGCAACAUUCGAAUUAUGGUCGCAGUAGUAGUUGUUUUACUUCACGGAGCUUAAAUUAUGGCGGCUAUGGCAGCAGUUUUACUCCGCAGUGGUUGGACCAUGGUGGUGAUGAUAUUAUAUUAAUUUGUGGAGCAACCACCUACAAUGGUGCUCCUUGCGAGAGACCGGUUAGUGGAAAUGGAAGGUGUUGGCAACACUUGGAUUAUGGCAGGGACGGCGGUAGCAGUUUUACUCCACAAUGGUUGGACCACGGUGGUGGUGAUAUUACAUCCGUUUGUGGAGCACCCACCUGCGAUGGUGCUCCUUGUGAGAGACCGGUUAGUGGAAAUGGAAGAUGUUGGCAACAUUCGAAUUAUGGUCGCAGUAGUAGUUGUUUUACUUCACGGAACUUAAAUUAUGGCGGCUAUGGUAGCAGUUUUACUCCGCGGUGGUUGGACCAUGGUGGUGAUGAUAUUAUAUUAAUUUGUGGAGCAACCACCUGCAAUGGUGCUCCUUGCGAGAGACCGGUUAUUGGAAAUGGAAGGUGUUGGCAACACUUGGAUUAUGGUUGCAGCAGCAGCAGCAGCAGCAGCAGCAGCAGCAGCAGUGGUAGAUAUUGAUAGCACUGAUCAAUCAAGGUCGGUCGGUCGGAGCAUUUGUGGAUCGAGAGUUACCCUUUCGUCUGCCCCGGUGAUUGUCUGAACGAAAGGAUUAACUUAACAAUAGCAUAAUUGUCUAUUAGCUUAGGCUAGAGGUGGAUUUACAUUGUAGCUUUUGUGUUUGGAUGUGUGAUUGUUGUGAAUAUUAUGUGCAAAUUACAAAAAUAAAGUUAUUGUAUUUAUAUUCAAGUGAAGCUUGGUAUUUGUAAUGGAAUAUUGAGGAGGGUAAUAUAGAGUUAAUUAAUUAA
Messenger RNA from Gossypium arboreum, 1771 nucleotides. RefSeq names its product protein EFFECTOR OF TRANSCRIPTION 2-like. Gene Ontology annotation, molecular function: DNA binding. Lineage: Eukaryota; Viridiplantae; Streptophyta; Magnoliopsida; Malvales; Malvaceae. The record is from RefSeq and is a predicted model, not a curated record. Gene Ontology annotation, biological process: regulation of DNA-templated transcription. The coding region runs from base 162 to 1484 and encodes 440 amino acids. The transcript is spliced from 3 exons.